AUGAAGUACUCCAUCGCCUUCAUCUCCCUCCUCUCGGCCCUCCGCGCCUUCGCCGAAGAAGCCAUUGUCGGCGGCGACGAAGCCUCCAUCGAGGAAUACCCCUAUCAAAUCCAGCUGCUCUCCAACGGCCGCCUCAUCUGCGGCGGCAGCAUCAUCAGCAACCAGUACGUCGUCACAGCCGGCCACUGCACCGACGGCUCCUCCGCCAGCAGCCUCAGCAUCCGCGCGGGGUCCUCUUCUUCCUCCGGCGGCGGCACCGUCGUCCGCGUCUCCUCGAUCGCGCAGCAUCCCGACUACGACGCCGCGACGACGAAUAACGAUAUCUCCAUCCUUACGCUCGCCGAGGACCUAACCUUUGGCCCGGGGAUCCAAGCCGUCGACCUCCCCACCUCAUCUGCCCUCCCAACAGCCAGAACAACCGCCAUCGCGACGGGCUGGGGAGCCCUGCAGGAGGGCGGCAGCGUCUCCGAGACCCUGCAGUACGUCGAGGUCCCCAUCGUCAGCAAGUCGCAGUGCGCGAGCGACUAUCAGGGGUUCAACGAGAUCACGGACAGCAUGGUCUGUGCUGGGGAGAGCGGCAAGGAUGCGUGCCAGGGGGACAGCGGUGGUCCGCUUGUUGCCGACGGUGUCCUUGUGGGGAUUACCUCGUGGGGCAAUGGCUGUGCGCGUCCGGGGUAUCCUGGUGUUUACUCGAGCCCGGCGUAUUUCCGGGAUUUUAUUGAGUCUGUUACUGGCAUCUAG
This is a messenger RNA of Aspergillus calidoustus, 741 nucleotides long. NCBI's taxonomy places the organism in Eukaryota, Fungi, Ascomycota, Eurotiomycetes, Eurotiales, Aspergillaceae. The record is from the annotation of a GenBank genome assembly.